Galdieria sulphuraria is the source of this 499-nucleotide messenger RNA. RefSeq names its product N-carbamoylputrescine amidase isoform 1. Lineage: Eukaryota; Rhodophyta; Bangiophyceae; Galdieriales; Galdieriaceae. Gene Ontology annotation, molecular function: N-carbamoylputrescine amidase activity. The record is from RefSeq and is a predicted model, not a curated record. The coding region runs from base 115 to 477 and encodes 120 amino acids. The transcript has 3 exons.
GAAGGAAUUCAUACUUAUUGAAAUCCAUGGAGUUGCUCUGUAAAAUUUCAUUCACAUUGUUCAUAGUGUGGUUUUGGAUUAUUGAAUAAAGCAUUUGUGUUGAGACGACCAUUGAUGGAAAAGACGACUGUUCAACAAGCAACUGGUUCCGUUGUAGUUGCAGCCAUACAGUUUUCAUGUUCGAAUAAUACGAAAGAGAACAUUGCGAAAGCCAAGCGUUUCAUCCGAGAAGCUGCAAGUGCUGGUGCUAACAUUAUAUUAUUACAAGAACUUUUUUCAACGCUAUACUUUUGUGAAGAACCUUGUGAAGUAUGUACAAAUGCGUUGUCAAGUUGUUGUGUUGAACUUUUACAGGAAUAUUUUUCGUUGGCAGUUUCUCUCAACCAAGUAGACGAUUCUUUUCUUUCUGAGUUUCAGUCACUAGCUAAAGAGUUGAGAGUAGUACUUCCUGUUAGUUUUUUUGAACGCUGCAAGUGAGUUUGGUCUCAUAGUUUUUAUU